Messenger RNA from Trichomonas vaginalis G3, 1314 nucleotides. Its product is annotated as spectrin binding. Gene Ontology annotation, molecular function: protein binding. Bases 1 to 1314 code for a protein of 437 amino acids. The record is from RefSeq and is a predicted model, not a curated record. The transcript has a single exon. Lineage: Eukaryota; Parabasalia; Trichomonadida; Trichomonadidae.
AUGAAUGAUGAUAAGGAACAUUUUAUAGUUUUCAUAAAUGAAGAAGGAUUUGACCAAAAUCAAACAAUAAAUAAUGAUUUUUAUCCAUCUUUAAUUAAAGAAUUAUCAUUACUUGAAUUAUGUUGUUAUCAUGGGGCAGUUGAUUGUUUUAAAAUUUUACGCUCGAAAUUUAAAUCAGAAAUAACUCAAAAGUGUCUUGAAUUAUCAUUUUUGGGCGGAAAACCAGAUAUAAUAAGCGAAUGUUUGAAAUAUCAAGAACCAAAAAUGACAUUUUGCAUGAAAUAUGCUAUAGUUUCACACAAUAUUGACUUUGUUUCAUUUUUAAUGAAUGAACAUUAUGAAUUCAUUAAUUUAAUUGAUUGUGGAAAAUAUAAUAAUCUUCAAGCAUUUUUUAUAUAUUUGGAUCAAACAGAGAAUAUCAACGAAAGUUUUGUAUAUUCUCCUUAUUUCGAAAUUCCCUCGUUGAUUGAAUAUUUCAUUCAACAAGGAGCCGAUAUAAAUUUUAAAGAGAAUAUUUCAUAUCUGACAGCACUUCAUAAUGCAUCUAUCAACAACAGUAAGGAAAUUGCUCAAUUACUUAUUCAUCAUGGCGCAGAUAUCAAUGCAAAGAAUUGCUCAGGAAAUACAGCUUUAUUUUACUCUGUGAAGGAAAUAAGUAAAGAGAUGGUAGAAUUCUUUAUUCAUAAUGGUAUAAAUGUCAAUAUCGAAAACUUUGUGACUUUGUAUUACCUAUGCGGUUCUAGAAAUAUGAAUAUUAUAGAACUACUUGUAUCAAGUGGAAUCAAUAUUAAUUCAGUAAAUAAAAAUGGGCAAACCGUCCUUCAUGAAGCAACAAUAUUUUCUCAAGUAGAAUUAGCAUCUUUUCUCAUUUCACAUGGAGCUAAUGUUAAUAUAAGAGAUAAUACUGGUAAAACACCUCUUCACCUUGCUGGAAAAUCUCCAAAUCCUUUUCUCGUAAAACUUUUUAUUGAACAUGGUGCUGAUAUCAAUGCGAAGGAUAAUGAAGGUAAGACAGUAAUUCAUUAUGCAUCAGAAAUAUAUAUUACACAAGUCUUGCAGAUUCUUAUACCAAAUGGUGUAGAUAUCAAUGCAACAGACAACAAUGGUAAAACAGCUCUUCAUAUUGCAUCAGAAAGAAACAUGUAUAAGAUAGUAAAAUAUCUUAUUUUAAAUGGGGCAGACAUUACUAUCAGAGAUAAAAAUGGAAAAAUGGCUCUUGAUCUCGCAAAAGAAAAGAAUCAUAAAAAAAUCGCAGACAUUCUUAAUUACCCCGAAAAAUAUUUCAAAAGUUCUCGGGGACUAUGUUAUAUAUAA